CACACCACCGGUUCUCGCUGCAUAGCCCGAGUCAGUUAGAUAUGUGUAUGUUUGUUAACUAACAUGAGGCGUCUGGUACAGAGAUAGAUUUUUAAACAGAAACGCCUCUGUACGUCGUGUUUUUUUCACCGGAGAGCCCUCCCUUCUCUGCCUGGCGUGUGUUUCAGCUGAAAGCCUGCCGUGGAGCUCUUGUCUCACAGGCCGCGAAUCGGGUGUUGUUGCUGGGAGGGGACCAUUCAGACUCGCCUCCGUGCUAGCAUUAUUAGCUGGCUAUGAUGCGUCGCUGCUGCUGGUGUAUUUUCUACACAGCAGGCCACUGUAAAGCGAGGCAGGUCCUUGGUUAAUUGUUUAUCCCGACAGAAUUGAAGGGUGACUUGGAAAUACACCACACCUUUCAAGGAUGGACGUUGAUUUGUGUGCUGGCGGGGACAGUACCAGGAGAAGAGGGGAUUUGACUGGAGUUGCAGAAGGCACAAUGGACGUCGUACCAUUAGAGAUGUAUGAUUCUGCCAGAGCAAAAAUAGCUGCCAACUUACGGUGGCUGUUUGCCAAAGCCUAUGGCAUUGACCAUAUUCCAGAGGACUUACGGGACCCGUUCUACACAGACCAGUAUGACCAGGAACACAUCAAGCCGCCUGUCAUCCGCCUGCUGCUGUCCUGUGAGCUCUACUGCCGUGUCUGCGCCCUCAUCCUCAAGUCAGAGCAGGCAGCGUCUCUUCAGUCCCACCUGUCUGUUAUCCAGGCUCUGUCCAGGAAAGGCAUAUAUGUCGUGGAAAGUGAUGAUACACCUGUCACAGAUGGGGACCUGGCCUGUAUGCCCAUCAAAAUGAGUGCUCACAUGCCCAUGAUCGAUGCCCUGAUGAUGGCGUACACAGUGGAGAUGAUCAGCAUCGAGAAAGUGGUGGCUUCUGUCAAGCGCUUCUCCACCUUCAGUGCCUCCAAGGAGCUUCCCUUUGACCUGGAGGAUGCUAUGGUCUUCUGGAUCAACAAGGUGAACAUGAAGAUGAGGGAGAUUACAGAAAGGGAACACAAAGUCAAGCACCAUCCCCUUGAAUCCCCCAGCCACCAAAAGGUACGGUAUCGCCGGGAGCAUGCCUCAGGCCGACAGCUGCCCUUCUUCCCACUACUGGAAGACCUGAUGAGGGAUGUUUGUGACGGGGCUGCACUGCUCACAGUGGUCCACUGCUACUGCCCAGACCUCAUGAAGCUGGAGGAUAUUUGCCUGAAGGAAGUACCCUCCAUCGCUGAUAGCCUGUACAACAUCCAGCUACUCAGAGAGUUCGCCAACGAGUAUCUUAAUAAAAGUUUCUAUCUGACAACGGAGGACAUGCUGUACUCGCCGCUUGUGCUCAAGCACAAUGUGAUGGUGUUCAUUGCUGAACUCUUCUGGUGGUUUGAGACUGUCAAGCCUGAGUUUGUCCAGCCUAGAGAUCUCCAAGAGUUUAAAGAUGCUCGAGCCAUAGCUCAGCCCAAGAGUGCCCGCCCAUCAGUGCCUAUCUCCAACGCCACCAAGCGCAGCUUCCUGGCCAGCCCUGGUGUGGCCGAUAACCAGAGCAGCCCAGAAGUCUGUAACAGGUACUUCCUGCACCCUGAAGACUCUGACCCCCUUAAAGGGGGACCGACCUUCAGUCCUUCCCAUCCACUCCUGCCCCUCCGACAGAGGCAGCAAAAGCAGCAGGGAGAGGAUGGUGCCGGUCUCAGAAACCGCUCCAACUCCCUGACUCAGAUGGACGGACAACCCAGAGGCUCUGUUCUUGCAUGGCCCGAUAAAAGGCAGAGACCACUGUCCACACUGAGCCCCUACAUGUUUCAUUCAGCCACAGACAGUGAUGCAGACGUAGCUUCUGGCGACAGCGUGAGUCUGGCUCGCUCCAUAAGUAAGGACAGCCUGGCAUCCAACGUCAUCGCCGUAACACCCAAACACAUGACUUCUGCCCACCAGCCAUCACAGGCUGCCAUACGCAAAGUCAACGGCCACGGCCUCUUGGGAAAUGUCAACAUUGAGGACGAGGAAGAAACUCUAGUGGCAGUCGCCAGGACUGAUGGUUCCGUCAUCCCUAAACGGGUUGACGGGCCGCAAGCAACUGCCACAGCGGGACCCAAACCUUCCUCUGAGGCCAAACCUGCAACAGAUAGCUUUUACCUAGAACCACUGAUGCCUGCCGUGCUCAAAACGGCUAAAGAGAAGUCUGUAUGCCUAAAUAAGGAGGAGGAAAGCGGUGAGGGGCCACGCUCCUCAGGGAGAGGCUCUCUACGCAGAGGGGAUGGAUCUACAUCGGCCGUUCGUAGAAAAGCUCCCUGCAGCCUGAAUCAAACCUUUUCCCCCUCAGGUGAGGAGGAAGACUUGUCAGAGGAGCCUCCUCAGGGUCAGACAGGUUUCAGGCCCAUUGUUACCAGCAGUGUAGACCCCUCGUCCACAGAGCCACCCGGGGGUUUCUACCUGCAUUCAGAUUCUGAAGAACCAAAGUCUGGCCAGUGCCUGGACGCUGAGUUGGAAGAUGUGGAUGAAGAGGAGGAGGAUUUGGAUGAAGCUGUUACCACUAAGGACCCCAACUGGCCCAGGAAAGCUUUUAUUGAGGAAGAUGAAGAAGAAGAGUCAGCCAAACUCCAAGAGGACAUGAAUGUGAAAGAGCACGAGGACAAAGACAUGAACGGUGGCAGCGGUCGGUCCAGCCCCUGUCUCAGCGCUCACUCCCAGGCCAGCAGCAUGGCCAGCGGCAGUGUGCGCAUGACCUCCUUUGCUGAGCGCAAAGCCCAGCAGCAGCGCUUUGGCAGCAACCACGACCUUCGCUCCAGUGCCUCCAGCUCCCAAAGGACCACGCCAGAUGGAUCAGAGAGCAGUGGGCCUCUGACUUCCUCCUGGAAGCUUAAAAGAGACCAGAGCCCCUCCUCACCCUUGGGAGGAUACUCUCGUACAGGCGAUGGAAACGGGGGUGCCAAUGUACUGGCUUCUGAACUUGUCCAGCUUCGUAUGCAGCUGGAGGAGAAGCGACGUGCCAUUGAGCACCAGAAGAAAAAGAUGGAGGUGCUGUCGGCGAGGCAGAGGCAGAAGCUGGGAAAGGCAGCUUUCCUGCAUGUUGUAAAGAAAGGUGGUGGCAAGAGUGACACAUUACCAAACCCACUGAAAGCUGAUAUCUCUAAAGAUGAGCUCAGUGGAGAGAAAGGACCAUCAAGUAAAGAUGAUAUGUGUGUGGAUGCCCUGAGGGGGGACAAGGAGGUGGAGGGAACCACCCCGUCAGGUGCCUUAGAAGGAGACAAGAAAGGGAACAGCGGAAGCUUCUACGUCGAAGAAGAGUUGGACCUGAAUGAGUGCAGCCGCUCCAUCGAGUUGCUGAACGACGCCAUCGGCAGCAUCCAGCAGCAGAUGAUGCAGCUGUCACUGCAGCAGGAGAUGUUGAUGAAACAGAAUGUACAGUCCCCCCCUGGUGCAGCUCCACCUCCUCCUCUCACCGGUGACAAAAACAGUGACUCUAAGGCGGGGGCAAGCUUUCACUUUGUGGAGCACCUCUCCGGCACCAGCACCGCCCCCACCAGGAAACCCCCCAAGCUAAGCUCAGGCCGGGGUUCCAGGUCCAAGCCAUCAGAGCUAAAGAUAGCCAAGGAGCAGGGCCGGCAGUCCUCGAGGACCCUCACCCCCACCCAGAGUGGGUCAGAGACAUUACCACACCCAAGACAGUUAGCUGGGGGCAGGUCCCCCAGGGCGGAGUACCCCGACAGCCCCAGAAACGCCACAGCAGGGGAUACAAUCGACAGGCCGGGCUCUGGCCACAUUCGGAGUGCCACCUUCCGGCUUCGGGACGAGGCGAACUUGCGCCUGCCGACCCGGGUGGACCUGACGGCAGUGGUCGCCUCAGAAGUGUCCUUUGAUGAGUGCCUGUCCAGCACCCUGAGAGAGUCUGAGCUUAAUUCUUCAGACGGUUCAGGGAAAGAGAACAUACCAUCGGACGAGGUGCAGCGCAGCAAAACCCACCUGAUUGAGGUGGAUCUGUCAGAGCUGAAAGCCCCUGAGGAAGAGGGGGCCGCAGAGGACACAACGACAGAAGGAGGUGAUGGAGAACAGAAGUCAGUCAUGGGCUUCUUCUUCAAGGAUGAGCAGAAGGCAGAGGAUGAGCUUGCUAAGAAGAGAGCAGCAUUCUUGCUGAAACAGCAGAAGAAAGCUGAGGAUGCUCGACUCCGUAAACAACAACUAGAAGCAGAAUCUGAGCUCAAACGAGACGAAGCGAGACGGAAGGCUGAGGAGGACCGCUUGCGUAAAGAAGAGGAAAAGACACGGCGGGAGCUGAUAAAGCAGGAGUAUCUGCGGAGGAAGCAACAGGAGAUGUUUGAGGAACAAGGCCUCGUCAAGCCCAAAACCCCAAAGCCGAAGCAGAAACACAGACCCAAGUCUGUCUUCAGAGAGGAAUCCUCCAGCGAUAAUUUCUCCAAGGGCCCUUCCACAUCUGACAACCUGAGCAACGCCCAAUCAGGCUCCAGUCUGUCCCUGGCCUCUGCUGCAACCAACGAGGCCGACAGCGUCAACUCUGGAGGGGCUGGCUCCCAGCGCUGUGACUCUGUGGAGUCGUUUCCAGGCAGUCGUAACAACAGUCGCACUGCAGAGAGAGACUGGGACAACGGCUCCACUGCAUCGUCCAUCACUUCCAUGGCUGAAUAUACUGGUCCCAAAUUAUUCAAGGAGCCUAGUGCCAAGUCGAAUAAGCCAAUCAUCCACAAUGCAAUCUCCCACUGCUGCCUGGCUGGCAAAGUCAACGAGCCACAGAAGAACCAGAUCCUAGAGGAGCUGGAGAAGUGCGAGUCCAACCACAUGAUGAUCCUGUUUCGCGACGGCGGCUGCCAGUUCCGGGCUCUCUACUCGUACUUCCCCGAAACCGAAGAGAUACAAAAGCUGACGGGCACAGGACCCAAGAGCAUCAGCAAGAAGAUGAUCGACAAGCUGUACAAGUACAGCUCAGACCGGAAGCAGUUCACCGUCAUCCCCGCCAAGACUGUGUCGGUCAGCGUGGACGCACUGACCAUCCACAACCACCUGUGGCAGGCCAAGAGGAGUGCUGUGCCAAAGAAAAGCGGAAAAUAGCAGGCCGGGUUUUGAAAAUCCUCUGUCAUGCAGAUCAUCUUAUCCCCACCUUGCUUGUUUCCUGAAUAGACUGCAUUGACGCCAACAGCCAAGCUCACCACCGUGCUUGGUGUGGAAGCCUGCUCGGGAGAGGCUGCAUUUAUGGACGUGGUCGCCUGUAGGUGGACCAAGGGAAACGAGGGAAAAGUUGUGUGUGUGUGCGUGCGUGUGCGUGUGUGUGUGCGUGCGUGUCUCACAGGUGGUCUGAGGAACUGGUGCUUGCAACGAAAUAGGAACGCUGGCUAAAUCUGCUUCCUCUCCCUGUGAUCUCAGUGCGAUCUGUUCAGGUUUCUUUUUUGCCCGGCUCUGUUUUUCUACGACGACCACGACUCAAGCAUGUGGCUUUUUUUUUCUUUGUCUCUCUCAUAUGUGAUGGAUGUAUUUAUUUAUUAGUUCAGCACUGUCAUGGUUGAGAGCUCAGCUGCAGCACUAAAGUCCUUCCUUCUGUCCGGAAACACCUCUCCUUUGGAAGAAUUUCGGACAAAAGGAGCGGCGACAUCGGGGGAUUUCUGGUGCUCUUGUCAGAAACUCCGACGCAAGGGACCUUUGUAUAACCCUUGAGGCCUGUCGGACUGCUUUGCUGUCUUGACAAAAACCACAAUCUCUUCCUGCGUGGACUGUCGAAUUUGUUGAAUCUGUCGAAUCAGGCUGGCAUUGCCGAUUUUGCCUCACCAGGGAUCCAAAAACCUGCUGCUCUGAACUGUCUUCUUCUUUUGUCACGGGGGAGCUCCUCCUCAGGUCUCCCUCAGACAUCCGUUGGCCUUUCACGCAUCGUGGUACUAUCGUCUAUUUAUUCAACCGCUUUUUAUUCGAGACGCUGAUCGUGUAGCACUGGAUAUGUGUAAAGCAAAAAAAAACAAAAACAAAAACAAAACAAAAAAGUUAACAACGGUCAUUUUAAAUACUUUUAUUUGUUAAAACAUCCUUUAUUCUUGAGGGUGUCAAAAGUGGGUGAAUGAUGAUUUUGGUACACAAAUGAUGCUUUUUUUGUUUUAGCUUUUUUUUAUUAUUAUUAAAGCAAUGUGGUAUAGAGUUUGAGCUGAUGUUAUGUGUUUUCAUCAUAACGGGAAUUCUCUGAUGUUUAGAGCUUAGUUGUGUUUUCUCUCUCCACUGGGCACUCUUGAAUUGUCCUGUAUAAAGGUGCACUCAUGAACACUUGUCGAUGGCUUCUUCCAUGCAAUGUAACCCCCCCCCCUAAACUCCCCUCCCUAAGUGUUUUUGUCGGCCUGUCCCAUUUUUAACCACGAGAGCAGCACACACACACGCACACACGCACUCUUGUUGUGAAGAGUGUUCUCGUGCUGCUCUGUAACCGGUUCAAAUGACAGUAUUUGAUAUAUUCGCAAAGGGGUUUCUGUGUGCGGGCGGGUGGGGGGCUGUGGUUCAGUUAUGUACCAACAUUAAAGAACAUUCCUCCCAGGUGUUGACAAACACUGCCACAUCGUCUCACUCUUUCUCUCUGUCCUUUCAAAAAUCAUCAGAAGUGCUUUUUUAGAAACCGUUUGUUGGCCUCGAGAACAACCAGAAGUGUUGCACGAGCACUUUACUUUCUGUUUGUUUGGGGAAUUUUACCUUUUGAACAGGCAUAAAAACUAAGAACUAAUCAAUAACACUGCUGUUGUGCGCGCCGUAAAUUGUGAAAACUAAACCAAACACUAAGAUGAUAUACUACUGCUGUCUCCAAAAACAGAAUACUUGAUUUCUCAUUUUGCUGCAUUUUGGUUUGUUUUGGGGGCAUUUGGGUGGGGGAGGUGGCAGAUCUUUAUUUGUAUGUGAGUGUAUUUUUAUGUUCACUCAAAGAUUGUACUGGCAUUUGGUCACCAUUUUUGUUACACUAGUGUAAUUUUCAUCCUUGUUGAUUUUAUCUUUGAUCCCAUGCCAUCUAUUUAUUUUCAAAAUGUGGAAGCACUGAA
Chelmon rostratus (copperband butterflyfish) is the source of this 7023-nucleotide messenger RNA. It is a transcript of the gene camsap1b, whose product is annotated as calmodulin regulated spectrin-associated protein 1b. NCBI's taxonomy places the organism in Eukaryota, Metazoa, Chordata, Actinopteri, Chaetodontiformes, Chaetodontidae. Bases 401 to 5071 code for a protein of 1556 amino acids. Gene Ontology annotation, biological process: negative regulation of microtubule depolymerization; neuron projection development; cytoplasmic microtubule organization. Gene Ontology annotation, cellular component: microtubule minus-end. The transcript is spliced from 18 exons. Gene Ontology annotation, molecular function: spectrin binding; calmodulin binding; microtubule minus-end binding. The record is from RefSeq and is a predicted model, not a curated record.